UGUCCGAGCAGCUUCACGGCCUCUUCUAACCUGCCUGGAGAGGGUGGCCCUGAAGCGUAUCCUACUAUCCCUGUGUUGCAAUUGAAGAAUCUCUUUCAAAAGGGUGGCUCGGAGAUCCUCAAAGCUCCCAGUGGCAAAGACCAUUUGGCCCCCAAAGGUGCCCCCGAGAAGCCCUGCAUGCUGCCACUCCGCCCCGUGCCCCCUUCCAGCAGUACUAAGAGGUCUGAGAAGCUGAACCCUGAGCAAGACCAGACCAGAGUCAAAGAUGGUCUCCAAGUGGGUCUCUCUGCCAUCCUCUUGUCUACUUCCCCUCAUGCUAAGAGGCGGCAGCUAAGUGAAAUGGGCUCCAGAUCCCCUACCCUGAGAAGGGGGCCAAAAGCACUAAAGGUGGGUGAGGAAGCUGACAGCACAGCCAGUGUGCCACUGGAGCCUGCUGAGCACCAAUGGGUGGUGAAAGCCACAGCUGGCCAGUGGUCCCAGCAGCUUCAUGGCUUGUUGCUCAUUGACUUGAAUCUGGCAAGCAAAAGAGAUUUCAUGAGUGGCUUCACGGUUCUCCACUGGGCAGCUAAAAGUGGAAAUUGCAAAACACUGAGGAAAGUCAUAGAAAUGGCUGAGAAAGGAGGUGUUCGCAUUGAUGUGAAUGCCAAGUCGUACGGAGGUUAUACCCCACUCCAUAUUGCUGCUAUCCACGGGCAGGAAGAAGUUAUUGCCGAGCUGGUCAAAGUUUACAAUGCCAAGGUUAGUUUAAGAGACUACAGUGGGAAGAAACCAUUCCAGUAUUUAAAAGAAGGGUCUUCUUUCGCAGUCAGGCAUCUCUUAAAUGAUCCUGGUCUUCACACCAUCACUGGACAAAACCAUUCCAUCAAGAAGAACAUAAAAGUGGCUGCUUCUAUCUUGACUUCCACCAGCACCGUCCUGGGACUGUUGUCUGAUGAUUCUGUCUUCUAUGAACUGACAAAAGGCUUAAAGAAACCUGCUCCCAUCAAUAAGUUUCUUAACAUAGCCACAGCCCCUAGGAGGAAGCUGAAGUCCCGUAGGACGUUAUCUUCUUCUUCUUCUUCUUCUUCUUCCUUGUCUGAGGCCCUGGAGGAAGAACAGGAUGAAACUGCAUCAAAACACAGACUGGUUUCAGAAUUGUUUUUUGGUCACUUGUCUCACUGAAAUCAAGUAAUAUUAAUAUUUAACUAAACAUAUUUUGCUUUGCAUUUUUGAAUGUGUUUCAUUUCAGCAGGAGGAAAAAGAAAAGAUUAUUUAGGAUUAUGUUUUAACUUGAUAGUUGCUGCUUUCCAGCAUUUGAUAAGGCAGAAUUUUUUAGUUACAAAAUCUACCUUUACUAAAUGUGAAAUGUUGAAGUUUCAUCUCAAUUUUAUUUGAUUUGGGUUUUUUUCUGAAUGAGAUGUAAGGUUUGAUUUAGGCCGUAUUCACUUAACUGGAUACAAAUUUCCAUGAAAAUCAGCUGAAUA
Messenger RNA from Candoia aspera, 1463 nucleotides. Its product is annotated as ankyrin repeat domain-containing protein SOWAHA-like. The record is from RefSeq and is a predicted model, not a curated record. NCBI's taxonomy places the organism in Eukaryota, Metazoa, Chordata, Lepidosauria, Squamata, Candoiidae. The transcript has a single exon. Gene Ontology annotation, molecular function: protein binding. The coding region runs from base 178 to 1161 and encodes 327 amino acids.